Taeniopygia guttata (zebra finch) is the source of this 8300-nucleotide messenger RNA. RefSeq names its product tripartite motif containing 2 (gene TRIM2). NCBI's taxonomy places the organism in Eukaryota, Metazoa, Chordata, Aves, Passeriformes, Estrildidae. The record is from RefSeq and is a predicted model, not a curated record. Gene Ontology annotation, molecular function: ubiquitin protein ligase activity; protein binding; zinc ion binding. Gene Ontology annotation, biological process: protein polyubiquitination; proteasome-mediated ubiquitin-dependent protein catabolic process.
UAAAGGAUGUGUGCAGAAUUUGUAUUUUCAACAGGAAUUUAGAUUGAAAUUCAGUCACACUAAAUGAUUAUUAAUGCUUCUUAACUCAUCAAUUCAAGAAUGGAAUAAAUAUUACUUGGAAACUGUGCUUAAACAGCUUUGGACAACAUUUUAAACUUCUAAAAUAUCUAUAUCUGUCCUAAUUAAGUCAGGGUAGCAAAGAGAGUAUUUAAGCCCCACGUGUUUUCUUAUUGAUGCAAAUGGUGCUUUGUGUUCUUUUAUUUGUGGGAAGCUUUGUUAGCCUCAGUUAGCUCAAAUACUUGCAUAUGAUUUGUUUUUUUUCAAAAGAAAAGAUACACUGUAUUUAGAGAUGCAAAUACUACCUUGUCUGCAAAACCCACCAGCUGUUAUACUGGAAGACAAAGCUAAUUCUAUGUUGCUUUACUUCAUUGGUGUCUGUGUAUUCCUAAGCAUCUUUUUAACAAGCAUCUCUGCAUAGAUGAAAAAUAGCAGGCACCGAAUUUUUUUAUUUCUUUGAUAACAGCCUAGUAAAAUCAGAGUUGAUCUGUGAAUUAAAAAAAAAAUAUAAGCAAGCAAAUAGCUUAACUAUGAUAAUAUACCUUUGCAUUAAUGUUUAUAGAAAAGUUGAACAGUCUGUUAGCCUUGAUUCUCAAAUACCUUGAAAUAUGAGUUUACUGUUGCUGCCUUGAAUAUUUGACUUGAGACUGAGUCAGAUCAAAUAUAUGGCUCUGUUGCAGAAGAAGCUGCUGCUGGUUUGUGUGUCAGUAGCACACUUUUCUGGAGAGGAUCUUUGCUUCUGUUUUAAACAUCUGGAGAGAGACAAAGAACGUUUGUGGGAUCUUUUGUUGCCUCUAAAAGUUGGAGCAGGGAAAAAAUUACGUUCCAAUAAAUACCCAGAAUCCUGGAAAAAUCCACGUAGAAUCAUUAAGUGUUAAAGUUUAUCUUCUUUACAAACAGAAGUGCUUUCGUUUUAUCUCUGGCAGCUGUCCUGGUAAUGGAUGUUAUGUAAUAUUUACUCUCUCCUUCAGAGUUAAAUCCUUUUCCGAUUUGUGAGUAGUAUGUGCAUAUGCAUUUCUUAGCUGCAUGGACAUGCCAGAUGCACAGUGGUAGCUGUCUCCGCCUGCUAAUCCUGUAAUAACAUUCUGGUGACCAAAUUCAAUGGCCGUGCUCGGAGCCUCGGAACAGCUGAUUGCUGAGUAGGGAGGAAAAAAAAAAAGAUCCCAGCGAAUCUGGUUGCAGCUCUCUGCUGCAUCCCCAUCCCACAAUCCCUUGCACCAUUUGCUGCAGUCUUUCUACACAGGCUGAGUGAGAAAAAGAUGUGCUAAAUAAAGAUUGAUUGGUUUGAAUCCUGAAGGGGUCUCCCACUUGUAAAUGACCCAGGGAGAAAAAAAAUUCAUGACGACUUCACUGGGCCUCCUCUUAUUCUUCCAUUUUUCUUUCCACCUGUCCUCUUCAUGGAAUGGAGCGUCAUUCCUUAGAGCACAAAAUCUCUCAUGCAUCUAAUAAUGAUUGUGCUGUGAUAGGGAUUCCUUAGCAGUUUUAUGCGUGAGGUUUGAAAUAUUAACAGAUGAUGGUUUGUUCGUUUGGAUUACUGCGGAACUGCAGCUCCGUCCCUGCAAGGAUUUUAUCCUCAGCACUGCACUGAUUUAAGCUAUUUUUCUACAAAGAUGGGACACGAGGUGUUCCAAGCCUGCUGCCAUCUCUUUAACCUGCGAUUUUAAUUCUAACACACUGUGCAGGGUAGAAGGGAACAGGACCCAUAUGUCAGUGGUCUAGGAUGGCCAGUGAAGGCUCCAACAUCCCAAGUCCUGUGGUCCGUCAGAUUGACAAGCAGUUUCUGAUUUGCAGCAUAUGCCUGGACCGUUACAAGAACCCCAAAGUACUUCCCUGCCUGCACACUUUCUGUGAGAGGUGUUUACAGAAUUACAUUCCAGCCCAUAGCUUAACCCUUUCUUGCCCCGUGUGCCGCCAGACCUCCAUUCUGCCAGAGAAAGGGGUUUCUGCACUCCAGAACAACUUCUUUAUUACCAACCUGAUGGAUGUCCUGCAGCGAACGCCGGACAACAGCAUUGAGGAGUCCUCCAUCUUGGAGACUGUCACUGCUGUUGCUGCAGGCAAACCACUCUCCUGCCCCAAUCAUGAUGGAAAUGUGAUGGAGUUUUACUGCCAGUCCUGUGAGACAGCCAUGUGCCGGGAGUGCACAGAGGGAGAACAUGCAGAGCAUCCCACGGUACCACUCAAGGAUGUGGUGGAGCAACACAAGGCUUCCCUCCAGGUUCAAUUGGAUGCUGUCAACAAAAGGCUUCCAGAGAUUGACUCAGCACUUCAUUUUAUAUCUGAAAUCAUACACCAGUUAACCAACCAAAAGGCAAGCAUCGUAGAUGACAUUCAUUCCACUUUUGAUGAACUCCAGAAGACUUUAAAUGUGCGAAAGAGUGUGCUGCUCAUGGAGCUGGAAGUGAAUUAUGGCCUUAAACACAAAGUCCUCCAGACACAGCUGGAUACCCUGCUAGAAGGACAGGAAAGCAUUAAAAGCUGCAGCAACUUUACAGCCCAAGCCCUCAACCAUGGCACUGAAACCGAAGUGCUGCUGGUGAAGAAGCAGAUGAGUGACAAGCUGAAUGAACUGGCUGAGAGGGACUUCCCGCUGCAGCCCCGAGAAAACGAUCAGUUGGACUUUAUAGUGGAAACAGAAGGGCUGAAGAAGUCCAUUCACAACCUGGGGACUAUUUUAACCACCAACGCUGUUGCCUCUGAAACAGUUGCCACCGGUGAGGGACUGAGGCAGACGGUGAUCGGACAGCCCAUGUCCGUUACCAUCACGACCAAGGACAAAGAUGGGGAGCUCUGUAAAUCUGGGAAUGCUUACCUCACUGCUGAACUGAGCACGCCUGAUGGGAGUGUGGCGGAUGGAGAAAUACUUGACAACAAAAACGGCACUUAUGAAUUUUUGUAUACUGUUCAGAAAGAAGGGGACUUCACUUUGUCACUGAGACUUUAUGAUCAACAUAUCAAGGGCAGCCCAUUCAAACUUAAAGUGGUCAGGUCAGCAGAUGUGUCUCCUACCACUGAAGGGGUUAAGAGACGUGUUAAAUCUCCAGGCAGUGGUCAUGUAAAGCAGAAAGCUGUGAAAAGACCUGCGAGCAUGUACAGCACUGGCAAAAGAAAAGAGAAUCCCAUUGAAGAUGAUUUGAUCUUCAGAAUAGGCACCAAAGGAAGAAACAAAGGGGAAUUUACAAAUCUUCAAGGUGUAGCUGCAUCUACAAAUGGAAAAAUAUUAAUAGCAGACAGUAACAACCAGUGUGUGCAGAUAUUUUCCAAUGAUGGUCAGUUUAAAAGCCGUUUUGGCAUACGAGGAAGGUCUCCUGGCCAGCUGCAGCGGCCAACAGGAGUGGCUGUGCAUCCCAAUGGUGACAUCAUUAUUGCAGACUAUGAUAACAAAUGGGUUAGCAUAUUCUCAUCAGAUGGAAAAUUUAAGGCCAAAAUUGGGUCUGGAAAGCUCAUGGGACCUAAAGGUGUUUCUGUGGAUCGUAACGGACACAUCAUUGUAGUGGACAAUAAAGCAUGCUGUGUCUUCAUCUUCCAGCCAAAUGGGAAAAUAGUCACCAGGUUCGGAAGUCGAGGAAAUGGUGACAAGCAGUUUGCAGGUACACUUGAUGGUCCUCAUUUUGCAGCUGUAAACAGCAACAAUGAAAUUAUCAUUACUGAUUUUCAUAACCAUUCUGUCAAGGUCUUUAACCAGGAGGGAGAGUUCAUGCUGAAGUUUGGAUCAAAUGGAGAAGGAAAUGGGCAAUUUAAUGCACCAACUGGAGUAGCAGUAGAUUCUAAUGGAAAUAUUAUUGUAGCAGAUUGGGGAAACAGCCGAAUACAGGUUUUUGAUGGAAGUGGAUCAUUUUUAUCCUACAUUAACACCUCUGCUGACCCACUUUAUGGUCCCCAAGGUCUGGCUCUUACUUCAGAUGGCCAUGUUGUAGUCGCAGACUCUGGAAAUCACUGCUUUAAGGUCUAUCGAUAUUUACAGUAGCAAUGAGCUCUGGAGCUGGAUAAUCACCCACCCUUAAGAAAAGACUCGUCCUAGAGAUUCAGGAUAUCUCCUACUUUGUGUUUAUUUUUAAUAACAAAGGCAUCUCUUAUGGACUUCUCAUGAUAAUUUCCAAACUUACCUUGUUUACAUAGGGCUUGCACCUCUUAUGUUUCUCACUGAACUUUUUGUUGUUAAGUGUUAAUAAAAAAAAUCCUCUGUAACUGAAUUCAUAAAGACAAUGUGAAAUUAAACACAAACUGCAUCCUAUGAAACUAGAAUUAAAUAAUAAGGCAAAAAUGAGAAAAGUCUGGGGGAAGUCCCCAAAGCUUUUUGAUGACUGCGAAGGAUAGCUUCUGCUCAGAGCUUCCAAAUUUAAAGAAGUAUCAUUCUUACACAUUAUUUAACCCCGAGGGGAUCCUGGGAAUCUUCUAUAUCUCAUUAUCAUGGUAGAUUACACUUUUAACAUUCUUCCGUCUUACUGUGUAUAACAAGUAGAUCCUUUUAGUAUAAGGUUAAGUCUCACAAAAUCAGUCUAGCUCUAACCGUCAGACCUAACACAGCUCAGUGUUUAGCACUAUGAGAAUCAAUGCAAAUUCCCUACUCAUGUGGAAUUAAUGAAGGAUUGUUUCGUGCGGCUGUUUUUCACUCUUCCUCUUGCUCAAUGUGCAGGAAGGACUUUGCAGAGAACUGACAUUUCUAAAGCUCUGGAAAAACUCAAUUGUAGUGAUACAUUAGUGGGAGCAGAAUUUCUGAUAACCACAGACCUUCUGACACCAAACUAGUUCAUUAGGAUCAGGGUUAUUGCAAUGUCAAGUCAAUUAACCUCAUGUGUGCCACUCUUUCGUACGUGUUCAUUGCCAUGUUUCCUUACGGCAACUCAUUGUAUUAACCUCUAAAAUAAAAUGCAGCUUCACACAGGACAGAAAGCCAGAGAAGUACCCUGUGGAGGACCUACAUUAUACAACCAAAGGAACUGUGGUAAAUGGAGGUUGUGUAGGAAAGCCAGGGGUUACCAAAGCUAUUUCUUUUUAUGUGAGAAAAAAUAUGUUACAAAUAAAAAUGAAUUUGAACCACUUCCUGAAGUCCUUCAUCAAAGGGAAUUUUGUUAGAGAACAAAACAAGGACUGUGAGAUUUGUUUCAAUUUGUUUGUAUGUAUGUAUGUAUGACUGAUUGACAUAAAAAUGAAAAAAAAAGUAAAUGUGGGUUAUUUCAGCAAACUGGAACGUAUGUAUGAUAUUUGACAAUGGCAGUACUCUGAAAAAUGACCUUUCUUCCUCUGCCAGAUCUCUCUACUGUGUUCUUUGUUGAAGUAUUAAUUUAACUGGAAAUGCUUACAGGCAUGGUUCUGUUUUUAAUGUUUGGUUUGUUGGGGGGUUUUUAAGUAUGAACUUGUCUUUCUAAAGUAGCAUUGGCUUUAUUCUUAUUUCUAUAUCCAGUGGUCAAAGGUUGAAUUGCUACUGUAGCCUGAUUAUCUGUAGAUAGAGUGGUGCUCCCUUCUAAGUGUUGUUUGAGGAGCUGUGAGCUUGCUGCCAAUGCCUACAACAGCCUGGGAAGUGCUGUCUUUCUUUUCGCAUUUUUAGAGCCUUGAAACAAAAGGGCAUUGGGUCAGAAACAAGGGAGUAUUUUAAGCAUGUUUGCGAAAUGGAAAGAAAUAUUUGAUAAUUUUUUUUGUUAUAAGUAUUUGUCUUAUUUCUAAAACAUAAGGUGAUUGUUCUGAUGAAUUUGAGAAAAACUAAUGGUUUUUUUUCUAAUUUGCAUUUGAUUUGUAAAAAUGCAGACCCCAAGGUUCUUAAAUGGGGGAUUUGUCUGGUUUUUAAUUACUGUUUCCUGAAGAUAUUUCCUCUUCUUUCCUUUGUUUGUUAUUUGCACAUAAACCAAUUUAAAAUUUCUUGUGCAAAUAUAAGUUUCCUUAGUUCAUUGGAAUAAGUAUUUUGUGCAUGAAGCUUAAGGACUGUAUAAUGAAGCUAAGAAACUGAUGGUAACAUUUAUUAAUAUUAAAAGUCAAGUUUGUUAUUACUAAGAAAACAAAAUAUCCUCUGCUUGAACUGAGUUUGUCCUAAAAUUCUGAAGAUGGUAUCUCGGUCAUUACAAAUAAACUGUCCUAUCAAAAUUUAACAAAGCUGUAGAUCAAAUUUUCAUUCUAAGUGUCCUUAAAACAUUUUCUGACAUUGGAAGACCCUUAAAUGGCACAUCAAUGAAGAAAAGACAUUCGAACUGUAGUUAGUAAUGAAGAGAAGAGGUUGCACAGAUUGAGAUAAAUUUUUUUUUAAAUGUGCUGUGGCUGUCAGUUAUCAUAUUUAGUUUCAAAUAUGGAUUUUUAUAAUACAAUUUUACUAAGCUUGCAUAUUUGCCCCUCAGAAAACAUUGCCAAAACACUGUUGUCAGGUACUUUGAGAAGCAUGAAAAUAAGAUCCUAACCCAUAUAUCAGAAAAGAUAUUUAAGACUGUACUAUUUCAUGUAUACACUUUUCUUCAAAAGUUUUUCAGUCCUUUGGUCCAACAUUGUUUACCAGGAUUUUAGAUAACCCUUGUGAACCCAGUACAUCCUGAUUAAAUAAGUGAAUUCUGCACUAACCCCCCCUUACAACCCAGCUGAAAGCUAUUAGGAGUUUUGUGGUCUUUUUCUGAGUAGUCUUUUGGAUUUUCAGAUAUUAUCAGCAGAGCAGCACCUAAAGAAUGUCAUGAAUUUGAAGUUACUUCUGAUAGCAAAUGCUGUCAGCAUUUGAAUUUAUUUCUGAUAGCCAAUGCUCAACUUCAAAUUUAGUGGCAUAGGGCAUUCCCUUCCAAGGUCUGACCUUAACUGCCUGGCACUGGGAAACUGAGAAACACAUUGCUUUUAUGGUGCUUCUGAAGCCAAUUUUGCUAAAAUGCUUGGCUUACAAACCUUACAAAGAGCAACCAAAGCAGAAAUUCUGCACUUAAAAGCUGGCAGACUUUUUUUCUCAUCCAGUUAAGGGAAGGUCAGAAUUGCACUAUGUGAUUUGCUGAGUUGUUAGCAUUUAUUAAAGGCUUUAUAGGCACGCUGCUGCCAGAUUUCAGGUAUAACCAAAUGUCCCCUUAACUUCUAAUUGACUAGCAGCACAGUACGAAUGGUGAAAGUAUUUGCUUCAUUUAACUAAUCUUCAACUCAAAAGUAAUCUCAAAAGGUUAUUAGAUCUUGUGGCAUAUGGAGCAUUUUAGGACAAACUAGCCAACUGUAUUUUCAUUGUUCAGUGAAUAGAAUAAAAAGAUAUGUUCAGAUAAAUCCAAUAUAAACAAUAGGAGAGUUUUACAUAGGUUAAACCAGCACCAAUGUAUUGAAAAAGAAAAGGAAAAUGGUUUAGGCAAGCAAUUGCCUCAUGAAGAUGGAGUGCUAUUUACUAGUAAAUGUUCAUUUGUUCUGUAAAAGCUAGAGGGCUUUUGAUUUUAUGUCAGUAUUUUUAAUAAUAAGGAUCUAGUGUUGCCAUAAUGAGAACUGUUAAGUGCCCAAUAUGUUGUGUUUAUUAUAAAGAAAUGACUUUCAGUUGUGGGAGACAGCUUUUUAUGAAAUCGUGAUGUAAAGUCAAAUUUUUCUUCAGGAAUUCAAGCAGGCAUUAUCUGACCUGUUUGUGGAAAGUGUAUAAAAUACCUUUUGUACUAUGGAGUGGGAAGGUUCCUAACAGGUCAUUUUAUUUCUGACAAAUGUACAGCACUUCAGUCAAUGUUUGUGAGCAACACAGCCUUAACCCUGACACUUUUUCUUUGGCUUUAUGACAUGGGAAUGUUCCCUAAGUUACAUAGUGUAUGGCAGCAGCCUCUGACAGAAAUCUCUACCAGUUGAUAUGCUGCAACUUUCCAGUUCUAGGAGUGUUUCCAGUUCUUUUUUUCAUGUGUUUUCAAAGUUUUUGUACAUUCCAUCUUUGUAAGUCAAUAUAUGUUUUGUGUAUAUGUAAACCUUGCACUCUCUUGACACUCAUAAUGAAAUAUUCUUCUCACUUGUUUGUUUCAAUGAUGAUGUUUUUGGGUUUUUUGUUUUUGUUUGUUUGUUUGUUUGUUUUUAAUCCCUAUGAAGCUAAAUACAGACUUUCUCUCCUUAAGGUCAAGGAUGAAAGAUGCACAUCAAAGUGUUUGUAUGUGCGUGUGUGUGCGCGUGUGUGUGUGUAGUUUUAGCUUCCUGUGUGCCAUGGUAUUCAUAAUGCUUUAGCUGACAAAAAAAAUUACUCUGUCUUGGAAAUGUAGGAAAACCAGAGUCAAAUGUGUACCUUUACCACGCACAAAAAUUUCAAAUAAUAAAAAUAAAGCUUGUUUCCUCUGUUA